AGUUCUGGUGAUAUGUACUGUAUUAAGUACAUGACGACCAUGAUGACCAUAUUGUACUGAGCGACCUGGACAAUGAUGUGUGUGCCACUUUGCAACAUGGCAGUAAGGAGCUCCAUUCGUGCUUCUACGGUUAUCACCACAUGUUGUUUUGACUACGUCCUGUUUCAUUCAGCCAAUCAAGUGUGCUCCUUGCACUGAGGACAAGAAACGAAGCAUUAAGGACAGCAGCUGCUAUUCAUGGCGUCUGCACCCAUGGGAGACACCAUCCUCAAUAUGUGCACUCAAUAAUGGACUCAGGUGUCUAUUAAUACUCCUACUCCCUCCAUGCCUGCCUGUCACUUGGCCAGCGCUCAUCAAAAUUAUAGCUGCUGCUGGCAAUAAUACCUAAAAGGCUGUUACAGAAAUAAGCAUGGCGUAGGUAACUCUACAUGUCUAGCCGUGACAAGAGACAGCUUGGAAGUUUACCUAUGUUCUUCUAUCGAACUAUUUAAUAUCAUUUUUGGAGUAAUUAUUUUAGAUAUUUGCUGACAUCCAAAGGCUUUUGCAUGUAUUUUCAGUUUUAUUGUUCAUGAAUGUGGAGAGUUGGUAAGUCAGACAGUAUUUACAGUUUUAUUUCAGUAAAUGUUAUAUACAGUCUAUGGAUGACACUGGUGCUGUUGCAGGGACCAGGUUAUUAUUAUUAUUAUUAUUAUUAUUUUAACUGUACAGGGCGCGCCCUCUGCUGGCUAGUCGCAAGCACAAACAGGUAUUGUCUCCGUGUCCUUUUAAAUAAAGUUUGAUUUUGAUUGAGAGCGCCAGUCCAACAUGGCGUCCCUAGCAACCGAACGCCAACAUCACCGGGGUGACUCAGAGACCCCAUCUUUACCUGAUAACAAGGACAGUGUGGAUGAAAGACAGUCCAAGAAGAAAGCCAUACAGUUCCUCAAGGAAGCCGAAAAGACCAGGAUACUGGUUGACAAGUUGGAAAGAGAGAGGACGCUGAGUGUCCAGUGCAGGAAGAACGGGUGGACUGAUGUGGCGACAGAGCUGGACGAGUAUGAGAAGACGCUAGUAGAGGAGAGAAGCGCACUAAAGGCGCAUCUUCAGAAGCAGCUGAUGAAGAUUCAAAAUGGCGUGAGAGAGUUUAAGCAACAGCUGAUGGACAUGAAGCCAACUCCCACGUUGAUUGAGAAGCUGAAGGAAAUAAUGUCACAGGUGGAAAUCUCCAUCAACAAUUUGAAGGAAGAACAGCGCUCAUGCUUUGGGGAGCUUUUGAAGGAAGAGAGGACGUGCGCACAGGAGGUCACGGCUUAUGAGAAGAAGAUAGAAAACUGGAGCCUAUCCGUGAAGUCUGAUUCCAAACUCUCUGCCGUUCCAACUGUGAAGAGCAAAGCCUUGGACAGAGAUCUCCCUUUAGAGGUCCGAGCUCUGGAAGCCUUCCUUCAGAAGACAGGUGGCGUCUGCGGCGGUUGGGAGGAGUACGAUCACCAAGCUUUCCUCAAGGUGCGGACCAAGCACAGAGGGCACGCGUCCUUCAGGAAAGAGGCCAAAGUCUUUCUGCCGAGUAAAAGUCAGGAGGACAUUGAGGAACACGAGAGGUGGUACCAGGAGGUGAUCCAUCUGCAGAACAAAAGGAGAGAGGCGAUCCAAAGAUGGAAGAGCAGGAAGGAACUGGAACGUCAAACCAGGAUACAGAGGCAGGCAGAACUGGAAGAAGCUGAGCGGAAGAAGAAAGCUGUAAAGUACCAGCAAAGCAAGUAAGAGAAGGAGAAGUUGCUUGUCAGAAAAGUGUUACCAUGGCAUGAGAUUUUCCCAUUUCCUAGAACCGAGGAGGAGAAGAAGCUGGCCGCUCAGAGACUUCAGGAGUGGAAGGAGGCCAAGAGAAGGAAAGAGGAGGAGGAGAAGAGGCGAGCUGAGAGGAUCCAAAAGAACAGAACGGCAAAGUGGGAGCGUCGCCGUCAUCUGGAGGCAAAGAUGAGCUCAGAGGAGCGAGUACAUGGCAGGAGAGGAGAGGAGGAGGAAGAAAAGGUCAGGAGAGAGGAAAAAGAGAGGGAGGUGGAGAAGAGGAGGAAGGAGGCAACUAAAGGCAUCAAACAUCUCAUUAAAAGGGAUCUGGACCGAGUCCAAGCAAAGCGUCAGGAGAAACUGCAGAAGCAGAAGGAAGAAGAAGAGCGGCAGGAGAGGAUUAUGAUGAAGCUCAAGGAGAAAGUGGACGGUCACAUCAGCAGGGAUCCAUCCAGGCUCAUCAAACCCACCAAGGGAUGGGAGGAGCGUCUAAAGAGCGCCGGAUCUUCAAGUGGAGGACAAGUUCACCACAUGUUUCACAGAGCUGUUCCCAGUUGGAGACAGGGGUUGUGAGGAUGCAGGUGCUCCUAACUUUCCUAAUGUUCAAGUUGUCAGUCAAAACCUCAUUAAAGAGCCUGUUUGUGAGACUCGCUUGCUCCACUUUUAAAAGAAGAACCACGCAAACAUAAUUCUGGGUUUUCAUGACAUCGUGAACAAAAAAACGGCUUUCCUCAUGGACAUGAUACAGUCUCUGACUGUACACCCUUCACAACUUUGUAAAAAAGAAAAAAAAAAGCCAUCGUUACACAUCUUAAAAUGAAGCCUGCCAACCAUUUGUCAGUCAGCUACAGACGUGGGCGCUAGAACUCUUCAGGUUUUACCAGAGAGAUACGCCUCCU
Molecule: messenger RNA, 2663 nt
Organism: Dunckerocampus dactyliophorus (ringed pipefish)
Lineage: Eukaryota; Metazoa; Chordata; Actinopteri; Syngnathiformes; Syngnathidae
Product: coiled-coil domain-containing protein 112
Exons: 15
Source: RefSeq, a predicted model, not a curated record